AUGAAUUCCUAUCUUCUUAACAGAGCCCUCGGGUCUGUGCUGCCAAAGACAUUUCACACUGCACAUACCACCCAGCUGGUGCACAAUCUCGAGCCCGCGCCGGGAAUUCGAUUCUCCAACCGCAGAGCUGCGCCUGAGUCCAAUAACCGAGAUGAGCGCGAUGGGACGCCCUUUGAUGAGGAAGAUGGUGCGACGUCUGAGAGUGUUGUGGGCCAUCCCUCCGGGGUGAACUGUCUGGCAAUUGAUCAAUUUGAGGGCCGUUAUAUGAUCUCUGGUGGCGCAGAUCCAUCCAUACAUCUUUGGGAUCUUGAAAGCCGAGGCUCGGAUCUUCAUCACAUCCAUCGCGCAUGCGCAACAGUCAGCAAGUCCUCACACAAGGACGCACACACACAUGCGAUCACAUCGCUUUCCAUAUACCCAUUCGACCCAGUCCCGUCCACAAUCUUUUCGACAUCUCAUGACUGCACAUUGAAACUGUCGGCUCUGGAGCCACCUGGAAUUACCCCGGUACAUACUUUCAAUCUUGAUUGUACGCCGUAUGCGCACUCUUUCUCAUCACAGCCCGGCUCGACCUUGCUGGUGGCAGUCGCUACCUCCGAGCACGCUGUUCGACUGGUCGAUCUCCGAUCCGGGCUAGCCACGCAAGGGCUACCAGGUCAUAACGCUGCAGUGCUGUCCGUUGCGUGGGCCCCUCAUCGGCCGCAUCUCCUCGCAUCCGGAUCCGUCGACAACCGAGUCAUCAUCUUCGAUGUCCGCCGGGGAGGCCACAACUCUGCAAUCGCUACUCUGGAUAUGGACGAUCCGGUCGGCCUAGCAGUUCCAGGAUCUGGCUCGGUCCCCGAGUCCUUCGAGAGUCGAGCUGCUUUCUCACGAAACGCUCGUGCGCACAAUGGGCCCGUCACUGGGGUGCGGUGGACUUCCAACGGCAGCCACAUUGUCACGACGGGCCAAGACUCGCGGAUAAGGGUUUGGGAUUCGGGGACUGGCGCGAACACCUUGGCCCAUUUCGGCCCUCGAGUUCGAAAUAGCUCCACAUCGCACUUGGCCGAGCGGGCGCCGCUGCUUGUUCCGAAGAGCUUCACGGGGCCCGGACAAGAGACGUUACUGUGGCCCAACUUCAACGAACAGGAUGAUCGAGGUGAGAUCUUCAUGUUUGAGCUCCGGGAAGGGACCUAUAUCAAACGUCUCCGGGUGCCGGGGCUGAUGACCGGGUCGCAUGUGGCCCGGGGUCGUGCGAGUGCACUUAGCGGCGCCCGUAUCAACGACCUAGCGUGGAGAGGUAACGGGGCCUCCGGUGAGGGUGCUGAACUAUUCUCAGCACACGGCGAUGGCACUAUCCGCACCUGGGUCUCACGUCAACCGGACGAUGAGCCGGACGAAGAAGAAGAGGCGGAACUUGCUGAUCGCAAGAGAAAACGUCAAGUACUGGACGAACUUUACAGGGGGUUUGUUGCGCCGGAAUUUGAUCUACAAUCUUGA
Penicillium diatomitis is the source of this 1479-nucleotide messenger RNA. Its product is annotated as WD repeat protein. Gene Ontology annotation, cellular component: nucleotide-excision repair complex; Cul4A-RING E3 ubiquitin ligase complex. The transcript is spliced from 2 exons. Bases 1 to 1479 code for a protein of 492 amino acids. Gene Ontology annotation, molecular function: protein binding. Lineage: Eukaryota; Fungi; Ascomycota; Eurotiomycetes; Eurotiales; Aspergillaceae. Gene Ontology annotation, biological process: proteasome-mediated ubiquitin-dependent protein catabolic process; transcription-coupled nucleotide-excision repair; protein polyubiquitination. The record is from RefSeq and is a predicted model, not a curated record.